AUGAAAUUUGCAAUCGCUAUUUUUGCUCUCUGCACGGCGGUGGUGGCGGCGUCGCCCGCGCGUUCCACGCGCCACUACGAACCAGGUCUGCUGCAGUCUACCUCUCUUCAGAGCAGCUCGCUGCAGCAGACGCAGUAUGAAUCCACGUCACUAGAACAAAAGACCUACCAGCCACAGCAGCCACUAUACAAUAUACAGCCUACUCCCAUGUGGCAAGUGCGUCCUGUGAUACCCCUGAACCAGAAUAAAGUAUACUCGGGACCCCAAUACACGGCUCAAGCGCCAUUUUACACUGAGCAGCUGCCUGCAGUACAAAACAUUCAAUAUACACAACAACACAGACCUAUCCAGCAAUACAAUUCAGUGCAACAGUACAGUCCCAUUCAACAAUACACUCCCAGUAAUCAGUACACUUUACCACAACAGUAUACACCUGUCCAACAGUACACACCUGUCCAACAGCACUCACACCAGUACACACCCGUACAACACACUCCUAUUCAGCUGUACAGGCCCCUCCAAGAAUACAGACAGGUGCAGCCCAUCCAGAGUUAUGUUCCUCACAAUUAUGGAAGCUACCAACGUAUGGAGUCCUGGUGUUAA
Messenger RNA from Pieris macdunnoughi, 603 nucleotides. NCBI's taxonomy places the organism in Eukaryota, Metazoa, Arthropoda, Insecta, Lepidoptera, Pieridae. The record is from the annotation of a GenBank genome assembly.